AUGGAGGCGGCAGCUGAAGGCUGGGGCGCUGAGGCAAGAAGGGGCGUCACUGGUAAGGGCGCUGGCACAGGCGCCGUGGAAGCAGGUGUAGGUGGGGGUGCCACGGGCAUCGUGGAGGCGAGUGUAAGUAGGGCGUUGUGGGCGCAAAUGCUGUGGAGGCGGGCGCAUAAAGGUGGGCGUAGGCAAAGGUGCGUAGAGGUGGGCGCAGGCAAGGACGAGGGCGCCCAAGAAAGCGUGGGCACAUGGGCAGGCGCAGACGCUGGGGAUGGCACGGGUGCCAGGGAGUAG
This is a messenger RNA of Ilex paraguariensis (yerba mate), 288 nucleotides long. The record is from the annotation of a GenBank genome assembly. Lineage: Eukaryota; Viridiplantae; Streptophyta; Magnoliopsida; Aquifoliales; Aquifoliaceae.